Molecule: messenger RNA, 546 nt
Organism: Aspergillus fumigatus Af293
Lineage: Eukaryota; Fungi; Ascomycota; Eurotiomycetes; Eurotiales; Aspergillaceae
Product: putative GNAT family N-acetyltransferase
Molecular function (GO): acyltransferase activity, transferring groups other than amino-acyl groups
Source: RefSeq, a predicted model, not a curated record
AUGACCAGUUCAACACCUCCCAUCCCUACCCAAACAUGGACCAAAGAUGCAUACUUCAUCUCAACGGACUCCUCACUAAUCCCCCUCGAAACCCUCAACGACUGGUUCGCAUCAGACGACAUAUACUGGACCAACUCACUGCCGCUCGAUAUCCUGAAACAGUUGGUUGAGAACUCCAUGUGCUUCGGCCUCUACUACACGCCCGACCAGCCAGACAAGGCCGACGCAGAGCCCGAGUUCAUCGGCAUCGCCCGAUUCGUCACAGACUACACGACCUUUGUCUACAUCACCGACGUCUACGUGCUCUCCAGUCACCAGGGCAAGGGUCUUGGCAGCUGGCUUGUAGAGUGCAUGGGCGAGGUCAUCGAUGCGAUGCCGUAUCUGAGACGGAGUAUGUUGUUUACGAUGGACUGGGCGCGGUCGGUGCCGUUUUACAAGAAAAUCCUGGGGAUGAGCGUACAGGAGAGUAAGAAUGGAGAGGGGAUGGCUAUACUGAUGAAGAAGGGGAACGGAUAUCCGAAGUAUGACUAUGAAAAAGGAGUUUGA